Molecule: messenger RNA, 1747 nt
Organism: Sinocyclocheilus grahami
Lineage: Eukaryota; Metazoa; Chordata; Actinopteri; Cypriniformes; Cyprinidae
Gene: ca10b
Product: carbonic anhydrase Xb
Exons: 9
Coding region: 303-1283 (326 amino acids)
Biological process (GO): one-carbon metabolic process
Molecular function (GO): zinc ion binding; carbonate dehydratase activity
Source: RefSeq, a predicted model, not a curated record
UAACCUAAGAGCACAAACAAGGAGAAAUAAAGCCGUUGCUUUGGUCUAAUUUGGUUUUCGCGAUACAAGCCGACAGGUCGGCGUCUGGACUCGCAAGUUUCUACGCUGUGACCUGCCAAGUGGUUUUUGGUUUGGUACAUUUGAGAGUAAACCUGCGCGGUGGGUCGCGUCUUUUGGAGAGGACGAUGUUCUUCAUAUUUGAGAGCGACGGGAGCGCGCGAGUCGGCGUCGCUCGCGGGGAAUGACGCUUCAGACUUUGACCAAGUGUUAUCAAGUUAAUUACCUGAUGGACUAAAUGAAGAAUGCCGCACGUUUGGGAGUUAAUUCUGAUUCUCAACAUUAAUGUCGUCUUUGUAGAAGCACAGCCAGUGUCAUCAAAGCUGCACGAUGGUUGGUGGGCAUACAAAGAUGUUGUCCAGGGGAGCUUUAUACCAGUGCCAUCUUUCUGGGGACUAGUUAACACUGCCUGGAACCUGUGCUCGAUUGGGAAGAGACAGUCGCCGGUCAACAUCGAAACCAGUCGAAUGAUUUUUGACCCCUUCCUCAAUCCGCUACGGCUCAAUGCAGGGCAACGUAAGUUCAGUGGAACGAUGUAUAACACGGGCCGACAUGUGUCCCUGCGCCCAGACAAGUCACACCUGGUGAACAUCUCUGGCGGGCCGCUGAGCUACAGCUACAGGCUGGAAGAGAUCCGGCUUCACUUUGGCGCCGAGGACAGUCGGGGCUCCGAGCACCUGCUCAACGGCCAGGCCUUCCCUGGAGAGGUGCAGCUCAUCCAUUAUAAUCAGGAUUUGUAUUUAAAUUACAGUGAUGCCGUCCGGAGUCCUAAUGGAAUAGCAGUUGUUUCUAUCUUCAUGAAGAUUUCAGAGCCUACAAAUGUAUUUCUAAACCGCAUGCUGAACAGAGAGACCAUUACGAGGAUUACAUAUAAACAUGAUGCCUACUUACUGAUGGGGCUCGAUAUUGAGGAGCUGUAUCCCGAAACCUCCCGUUUUAUCACAUAUGAAGGGUCGAUAACUAUUCCACCGUGCCUUGAGACAGCAACCUGGAUAUUAAUGAAUAAGCCAAUUUACAUCUCACAGAUAGAGAUGCAGUCCCUUCGUCUCCUCAGCCUAAACCAGCCCUCUCAGAUCUUCCUCAGUAUGGGUGACAACAUGCGGCCGACGCAGCCACUGCACCAGCGCUGCAUCCGCACCAACAUCAACUUCAGUCAGAGACGGGACUGUCCUAACAACCGUGUGCUGAGGCUGCAAUACAGAGUGAAUGAAUGGCUUCUGAAAUAACAGCUUGACGUGGAUUAGUUACUACAACAAUCUGGUAACCGCUGAAGAAUAUGGCCAACAGACAGAAAAAUGGGAUACAUACAAUGAGAUGAAGAAAACAGAGGACUCUUCAAUAAAAAAAAUAUACAAUUACUUUUAUACUUGUUUAUAUGUUUAUAACAAUAUAUAUCAAAGCAGUUGCUUAGUCUAUUCAAUCAGACAGGACUGGUUCUCAGUGACACUGGGUCUUGAGGUACUGUCUGCUCUCGUUCUUUGCAUCUGAACAGCAGGUGCACUCAAGCCUUGUUGCAGCGAAUGGAAAACUACCUUUGCUCUAUGCACAAGGAUUUCAUCUUUACUUUGACAUGAGGCAAACAAAAGGAUUUCAAGCCUAUAUCUUGGACUAUUCGGAGCAUGUUGCCUUCUUUACGUAAGUGUUUACAGUGCUAAAUGAAUUGAGUGAUAUCUGCCCAAUAAAUCUUUGA